Messenger RNA from Candidula unifasciata, 471 nucleotides. The record is from the annotation of a GenBank genome assembly. Lineage: Eukaryota; Metazoa; Mollusca; Gastropoda; Stylommatophora; Geomitridae.
ACAUCAUGUUACAAAUAUUGGUUGAAUAUAUGUUUUCUGCUGAAGCUUUAUCAUCAUCAUUCUUCAUAUGCCAUUGUAGGUGAUCAUGACACCGGUGAUAAAGCAGCCUUGUUUGAGGAGAGGCAGCAGCGCACUCAGAUCCUCCAGGAGCAGGAGGAGAUCAUAGAGGACGAUCUAGCUUUAAUAAGAGAGAGAGAAGAACGUAUACACCAGCUAGAGGCGGACAUAUUGGAUGUGAAUGAAAUAUUCCGAGAGCUGGGAGCUUUAGUUUCAGCUCAGGGAGAAGUUUUGGACACCAUUGACAGCAACAUAGAGCGUGCAGCGGUACAAGUGGAUGCUGGCAGAGAGCAGUUGGUCAAAGCAGCGGACUACCAGCGCAAGUCCAGGAAGAAGAUGUGCUGUAUCGUCGUCAUUCUGCUGGUUGUUGCCAUCAUCAUCACCAUCAUUAUUGUUGUUGCUGUGAAGGCCUGA